Messenger RNA from Gongylonema pulchrum, 462 nucleotides. Lineage: Eukaryota; Metazoa; Nematoda; Chromadorea; Rhabditida; Gongylonematidae. The record is from the annotation of a GenBank genome assembly.
AUGGAUUUUCGACACCUUGAGAUUUUGUUCACAGCUGGUGCUCCAUUUUUUUCAUUCUCCUCAUCGCUGCAGCUGGCAAUUUCUCCAAAAACUCACUCAUGUGAUGUAUGUGAUCGAAGUUUCAAAAAGCCAUCAGACUUGGUGCGACACAAGCGAGUUCAUACAGGCGAAAAACCGUAUUCAUGCGGUAUUUGCGAGCGUUCGUUUCGCGUCAAAUCGACCCUCUAUCAGCAUCUGAAAAUACAUGAAGACAUUGGAAAUGCACGUGAAAUGUGCACAGUGUGCGGUAAAUAUUACUGCUCGCUGUCGUCGCUGCGUCAGCAUCUCUAUUUGGCGCAUGCCGAGGAGCGGAUGUUCAAAUGUACCGAGGAAACAUGUUACGAAAGAUUCAAGUCAGUUGGAGAAUCUUCAAAAUUCUCCUUGAAAUUUCGAUAUUUCAAGCUUCAGUUGAAACUGCAGUAG